Sardina pilchardus (European sardine) is the source of this 1540-nucleotide messenger RNA. It is a transcript of the gene nsmce4a, whose product is annotated as NSE4 homolog A, SMC5-SMC6 complex component. Gene Ontology annotation, cellular component: nucleus; Smc5-Smc6 complex. Gene Ontology annotation, biological process: DNA repair. The transcript has 11 exons. The record is from RefSeq and is a predicted model, not a curated record. Bases 213 to 1277 code for a protein of 354 amino acids. Lineage: Eukaryota; Metazoa; Chordata; Actinopteri; Clupeiformes; Clupeidae.
UUCCCGCCAUGUAAAGGAACCAGGAAGAAGUUGACAUAGGAACGAGUCGGCAUUGUUUUCUUUUACUGUGUAUGGUUUUCUUUUGUGUAAUGUAAAGCUAUUUUGUGAAAAGUCUUUACAGUCUUUUCAGUGACGUACAUAUCCAGCCAAUUUAUAAGGGUACUGGAGAAGGAGAGAAGACGUGAAGAGACACACACACACCCAGUCAAAGCAUGUCAGAGUCGAGGCGAAGGUCCAGUAAAGGAGGGCAGCAGCAGGAGUCCAGCUCCCAGACCAAUGGGCGCAGGUCAGAGCGAGGGAUGGAGGUGGACGAGGAAGAGGGUGGAGCAGGUCCGUCUGCGCUCCAGCAGCAGGAGGAGGACGACGACCCGGCCCGACGGAGAGAGCUCCGGAGCCGCUACCGAGACCUCAUCAACUCUGUUCAGCAGAACCGUGAGGAUAUGCUGAGCCCUGCCAACAAUAAGCUGACUGAUGUUCUGGAGGAAGCAAACAAACUCUUUGUCAAUGUUCGGCAGGCAAGAGAGGCAGCCCUGGAUGCCCAUCUGCUGGUGCUGGCCACUGACCUGGGCAAGGAGAAAGCCAGCCAGCUGCAUGCCGAUGGCUCUGCCUUUGACCUCGCCGCCUAUGCUGAACACUUGCUGUCCUUUAUGGGCAUAAACCGUCUUGAGGAUGAGGGUGAUGACGAGGAUGGCGGAGUUGGGGGCUAUUUACCUCCAGAUGCUUGGCACAGACUGAACAAGAAAGCCUCAACCUGCUUCAGAAUUGCCCCCUUAUUCCAUUUCAUGCUAGGCUCGUUUGAGGCAGAGCCUCCCCAGCCCCGGCAGCGUGUGGAGAGGCAGAGGAGGGUUCCCAGCAAGGAGGCCAAGAGAGUCAUGCCCACUCAGCUGAACAAGAUGGCUGAGUCGCACCAGGAGGCCACUGAGAAAGAGGUGGAGAGGAUUCUGGGAUGCCUGCAGAGCUAUUUUGCUGAUGACCCGGAAUCUCCCAUAUCCUACUAUGAGUUUGUGAUAGACCCAAAGUCAUUUGCACGGACAGUUGAGAACAUAUUCCACACCUCCUUUUUGGUCAGGGAUGGACUGGCUAAGCUUUACUUGGAUGAUGAUAAGCUUCCCUGUAUCGCCCCUGUCGAGGAUGGAGAAGUCGAACCAGGUGCAACCACUAACAGGCAGCAGUGCAUUGUCUCUAUCUGCCCAUCUGAGUGGAAGGAGAUUAUCAGAGUGUUUGAAAUAAAAGAGGCCUUAAUUCCAGCGUCUGCCCCCACCUCUCAGGAGGACUGAGGAUGGUCCUCUCACCUGAAGCUUGCCAUUUUUUGACCGUUUUUACUGUUGUUCUGCAUUCAAGUUCAUUUGCCUUAUCUCUUUUUUUCCAUGUUUGGAAUGAUUUUAGUGCUUUGUAUAUAAUUGUAAAUUUUUUCUAUUUUGGGAUGUGUUUCUGUGUGUCGAAGUUGAUGAAUGUUAACAUAAGUUAACUACUGAACUGAACAAGAAAGGGAUACUAUUGUAAUAUUGUAAAUGCCCUUCAAUAAAAUUAAUUAAAUCUA